GCAUACAGAUGUAAGUUUAAUCCAGGCAACAGUCAAAGCUGAGAAGUGAAUCUGAGGUUGCCCUUUUACUAACAUGCAAUAGUAGUCAGUGGAAUAUGCAUCAGCCAGCGCAACUGUCAAGGCGGACUUAUAGGGGGAGAUGAAAACCUACUGGAACUGUGUGCCGUGUUUCAUUCUCUCUAUCUCUUGGUGUGGAUAUAUUCGUUGCCACUCUUAAAGCUUGACUGCAAGAGGUGUUAUCUGCGCCACUCUGAGCUCAGUUUUAGAAGGAAACCACAGGGUCUGCCUGUUGGCCUCUGAUCUGUUAAGCAAGAAGACUUGAAUGAAUCAAGGAAAAACUUAAAGGGAAAUUCAAACAACUUGUUUUUUGAUUUUUGUUUUAUCCAUUACACUGAAUUGGACUUGCUUUUCAUGCCUUUGAAGACUACAGUUGUUACAGAUUUCUUUGUCAUACCAGCUGAAGAGGAGAUGUGAUAAUGUAGCUUCUGGGUUUGGACUUCUUUGACAGGACUUUCAUUUGACCAUCACUCUUUGCACACAUUCCCAUCAGCCCUCCCACCUCUGUUACACUUCUGUCUUUUUUUAACUUGACAUUGUGAGCUUGUCAGUCACUUUAGAGACUGGGCUGUGAUUUUGUUGUGUGUAGCUCAGUUUGGAGUGACAGCAUCCUUUGGAUUAAACUGCCUCAGGCUUCGAGAAGAUCUUCGGACUUUCCACCUCGGGGACUGAUUUAUCUGGAAGGGAAUUUGAUUAGAGAAGUCCGAAUUAGGACGGUCAGGCAGAAGCCAGGAUGCAGGUGUCAUUAGUGUGCACGGACCAUCGUGGGGGGGUCAGCCGCAACACAGAGGACCGGCUAAACCGACAGAAUGCCAACAGCCCCAACACAGGCACCCGCAGCAAGUUCAGAGCUGUUGCAAUGGUGGCUCGCAGUCUUGGCCAACUAUCUGUUCAGAGUGUGCCUUCCUCCAGCGAGCAAAGUGUGAAGACUGGCAUGAAAUAUAGGAACCUUGGGAAGUCUGGCCUGCGGGUAUCCUGCCUUGGAUUAGGAACAUGGGUGACGUUUGGUGGACAGAUAACAGAUGAGAUGGCAGAGCAGCUGAUGACUCUGGCCUAUGAAAAUGGCAUCAAUCUGUUUGACACAGCGGAGGUCUAUGCUGCUGGGAAGGCAGAGGUGGUGCUUGGAAACAUCAUAAAGAAGAAGGGAUGGAGACGUUCAAGUCUGGUGAUAACAACAAAGAUCUUCUGGGGUGGAAAAGCAGAGACUGAAAGAGGUUUAUCCCGGAAACACAUUAUAGAAGGUUUAAAAGCCUCUCUAGAAAGACUGCAGCUAGACUACGUUGAUGUGGUGUUUGCAAACAGACCGGACCCGAACACACCUAUGGAAGAAACGGUUCGAGCAAUGACCCAUGUGAUAAAUCAAGGCAUGGCCAUGUACUGGGGAACGUCCCGCUGGAGCCCGAUGGAAAUAAUGGAAGCGUACUCGGUUGCCCGACAGUUCAACCAGAUUCCUCCCAUCUGUGAGCAGGCUGAGUAUCACAUGUUCCAGAGGGAGAAAGUAGAGGUACAGCUGCCCGAGCUCUUCCAUAAGAUAGGUGUCGGGGCCAUGACAUGGUCUCCGUUGGCCUGUGGGAUCAUCUCAGGGAAAUACGACGGCAGGGUGCCUCCCUACUCUCGGGCAUCUCUGAAGGGCUACCAGUGGUUGAAGGACAAGAUCUUAAGCGAGGAGGGCCGGCGUCAGCAGGCGAAGUUGAAAGAGCUGCAGGCAAUCGCGGAGCGGCUGGGCUGCACUCUGCCCCAACUCGCCAUCGCGUGGUGCCUUCGGAACGAGGGGGUGAGCUCUGUCCUUUUAGGGGCGUCCAACACCGACCAGCUGAUGGAAAACAUAGGAGCGAUUCAGGUUCUUCCAAAGUUGUCGUCAUCUAUCACACAUGAGGUGGACAGCAUCCUGGGGAACAAGCCCUACAGUAAAAAAGACUACCGCUCCUAACGGGCGGCAGGGCCCCGCCCGGCAGGGCUGCACCUGGCCUGCAGCCGCAGCGCCACCUUUGCCUGAUCCUCUGUUUGCUUGAGCUUUUACUGAGAGACCCUGGCGCAUGAGUCUGGCCACACCACGGCCACGCAGGGCACCUCAUUUAGAGUUACAGGGAUAAGAAAAGAAAAGGGGGGGGGGGGGAUACAGUCACCUCUACAGUACAGCACAGGAUUAAAAAAGAAAGUCAGAAGUGGAAGAGAGGUUAGGGGUAUGCGCUCAUACGUAAUCAGUUACACAUCCAAUUCAGCUGAACGUAUUUUAAAACCAUAGAGAAAAAUGAGAAAAAUAUCUUUUUAAAAAAAAAAAGAAAGAAAAAAAAGCACACGCUUGCUUGGCAGCCAGACCUCUUGGUUCUUUUUUUUUUAUCAUUUUUUUUCUUUAUUUAAAAAACAAAAAAAAACAAAACGAAUGCAACUAAAAGGUAGAUGAAGUUCGUACGAGUAUAUGAGAACUACUGUUGCACAUGUACCAUAGCCAUGCGUUUGUUCCAGAGACGUUCUGUUUACAAACACUUGUGUACUGUAAAAGUCCGUCAAGGUUUCUCGGAAAGAAAGUUUGUGUGUUCGACAUUACCAGCCCUCUUGUGGGCUUCAACAAUCAGCACUUUAGUACUGUCAGUAAAGGUGUUGGAGGGUAGUUUUAAAGAAGGGAGAGGAUGGGUAUUAAUGUUGUCUUAUCUCACAACCAUUGCACUAUAGAAUCACAUCGCCUCUUGAUAAUUCCCUCUCUUCGUCCUCCCUCUGUGUCUUCACUGGCAGUGUGUCUGUUCAGCCUCAAACUCUGACGAUCCCGUUGUCUGUGUGUGGCGCUGCAGUCCUGAACUCAACAGGACUGACUGCCCUCUGCAGGAGAAGCUUCUCCAUCCUGAUCAAUGAAUUCUCUGCUGUGAUGGAGGUCAGAAGCUUAGGCUGAUGUGUUACGGCAACUUGUCUGCCACUGAAGAGAGCUGUUUAUUCAAUCCUCUAACAACAGGAGCUGCAGCCAUAGGGCCUUGCUUCACUGUGGUUCCCUGCAGCUGUCCUCCAUUCUCCAGGCUGAGGAUUGGCUGCAUGGGGAGCGAUCAGCAUCGCACAGAAACCACUCCUUAAUCAAGUUUGGUUUGAGUAUUUUGCCUUAUUUACAGUUACAUCAAACUGUGCUUCGGGCUCUUGGUGCAGACAAGCAGCUUGACAGACGCCUUUCGGCUCACAUGUCCCCAGUAAACUGGUGGAAGUGGUGUUUAUUGCUCGCUUACUGGGAGGAAGGAGUUGUGUGUCCAGUCAAUCAGCGAGAGGCGGCAGCUCAGGGAAUGGAGAAGGGGGUUUCAGGUGUGUGUUGGUGGUCAGAAGGUUGUAUUUACUCGUCUUUCGUCUCUCUUUCAUGUGUGGACACUGGGGAGGACCAGUGACUCCUUAAGCGUGGCUCGAGCCAAAGAUCUUCUUGUUGUUCUCUUUUAGCCGUCACACUCCAGUGUUUCACUCGCGUCAUGUAAGAUUAUAGGGAUAGGGUCAUCUUGAAGCAUGUGCAGCUUGUUAUCUAUUUAUGGUAUGGACUUUACUCCGUACAGUAUAUACCUUUACCCAACCAAACUGCUAUACUAGUUAACAAAUAUUUCCUUCAUAUACAAAAUACAUAGUACGGCUAAGUGCUUUAGGAACUGUAGGGUUUGUUUCAGGCACCAACAGGCCUGACAAAAAGUAUUAAUGCAGACAUUAUGACGCCACCCUGUACCAUUCUUUGUCCUUUGGGUGCUUUCUUUCUGUGAUUAAAGCACAAGUGGAUAGCAUGUGAUACAUCUUCUCAGCAUGGACCUUCCUCACCCAGCCUACAGUACCUACAGGACAAGAAAGGUGAUGCUUUUCAGCUUACUAAUACAUGUAGAUAUCAAAUCUUUACUAACAGCUGAUAAACUGUUGAUUCUUAGCAUAAAGAAAAAAAAAUAGUGCAGAUCAAGAAAACUGCCUCAGAUGUAGGAGGAUCUUAGCUAAAGUGGAGGGGAUAAUAAACACACAGUGAGCGUCACUGUGUGGGAUUUGUGUGGAUGAGGUUUACAGUCUGCUUCAAUCCUACUUGUAUGUUAUUUUUAAUAGCAGCAAAGUCAUUUAUGGUGUCUGCUGUUAAUCUUGUGUGUGUGUUGUGUGUGUGGGAACAGGACAACUAAACUAAUCCCACGCUUUAGCCUGUUGUGUUAGUUGAUCCCUGUUUAAGUUUGAUUUGCUGUGUCUUGUAUGUCUGAGUAAAUAAAAUUGGUGCAAGCCAGCACUGUUUUUCUCAAAAUAAAGAGGGG
Messenger RNA from Melanotaenia boesemani (Boeseman's rainbowfish), 4298 nucleotides. It is a transcript of the gene kcnab2a, whose product is annotated as potassium voltage-gated channel subfamily A regulatory beta subunit 2a. Gene Ontology annotation, cellular component: membrane; cytoplasm; juxtaparanode region of axon. Bases 791 to 1987 code for a protein of 398 amino acids. NCBI's taxonomy places the organism in Eukaryota, Metazoa, Chordata, Actinopteri, Atheriniformes, Melanotaeniidae. The transcript has 14 exons. Gene Ontology annotation, molecular function: transmembrane transporter binding; potassium channel regulator activity; voltage-gated potassium channel activity. The record is from RefSeq and is a predicted model, not a curated record. Gene Ontology annotation, biological process: transmembrane transport; regulation of action potential; potassium ion transport.